Durusdinium trenchii is the source of this 741-nucleotide messenger RNA. Lineage: Eukaryota; Dinophyceae; Suessiales; Symbiodiniaceae. The record is from the annotation of a GenBank genome assembly.
AUGUGCUCUCGCUGCCGGCAGUGCAUCGACAGCUUUAGACUUGACAGCGCGCCCACAACAGAGCUCAGUGAUACAGCCAGCAGAGGCUGCCAAGCUGAUUUAUGCCCAUUUCGCAUCCAGGUAGAUGGCUACUCAGGAGCCAGUCCAGUGAUGUUUACUUUGACCAUCCGCAAUGGUGACGCGCAAUGGCAGAUUCGACGACGAUUCCAGCAAGUGAGGUCGUUACAUCAAGCACUCAGUCAAACGUAUUUGGCACGUUACUUGCCAAUGCCACCGCCUCGAGCGACAGUUCGUUCAGUGAUCCUUGGGCAGCACAAUCGGCGAUUUCUUGAAGAGCGCUCUGCAAGGAUUCAGGAAUAUUUGCGGGCGCUCACGGCGCAGAUUCCAGUGGUUGAGCAGUGCGAAGCACUUUACCAGUUUCUGUGCUAUUUGCACUUGCCAAGAUGGAGAGGUGACCGAGUCCUGGUGGGUGGCGGAGCACCACCGGUCCAUCCCGAUGUGGUGCCCAAGUUGCCGAGGGCACCUCCACCAGGGCUCACAACUGAAGAGGGGCAGGUCGAACCGCCGAAGGCAACGGUUUGCGUGGUGUGCCAGGAGGUGAUGGAUGCCAAGGAGGACAUUCGGGUGCUUCCUUGCAAGCACGAGUUCCACUUCAAGUGCAUCUCCAGCUGGUUGACCAAGAGAAACACUUGCUGCAUUUGCAAUGGUCCUGCCGUUCUGUCCGCACCUCACUUCACUUGA